CGAAGCGUAAACAGCGCAGAGCAUUUCGGGAGCGGGAUUGUUUCACUCAGGAAGCAGGCUCCAUUUUAGCGCCGCCCGCCGUCGCCAUCUGUUUCCCUUCCUUGCCCUUUUCCUCCUCCCGCCCCUAAGCCCUAUCGGGAAGGCUGGGUCUAGGCCGCAGGAGCCUGGAGUGAGAAGAGAGAAGGGGAAAAGGGAGAAAGGGAAGAAGGGGGGAGAAAAAGGGUGAGUUGAGAAGGGUGAGUGGCAGAGACCAAGGUGCGAAGCGCGCGGCCCGGCGGACGGACUGACGGACGGGCCCGUGCUACUGCUGCCGCGGCUGCGGCGCCCGCGCGAGUCGCGUCGAAGCGGCGGCUGCGGUAGCAGCAGCGGAAACAGGAGGGGAGCAAUGGCGGCCGACAGCCGGGAGGAGAAAGAUGGAGAGCUUAAUGUUCUCGAUGAUAUUUUGACUGAAGUACCAGAACAGGAUGAUGAACUGUAUAACCCAGAAAGUGAACAAGAUAAAAACGAGAAAAAGGGAUCAAAAAGAAAAAGUGACCGAAUGGAAUCUACUGACACCAAACGACAGAAGCCUUCUGUUCAUUCAAGACAGUUGAUUUCAAAGCCACUGAGCUCAUCUGUUAGCAAUAACAAAAGAGUAGUUAGUACAAAAGGAAAGUCGGUCACAGAGUAUAAAAAUGAGGAAUAUCAAAGAUCUGAAAGAAACAAGCGUCUAGAUGCUGAUCGGAAGAUCCGUUUGUCAAGCAGUGCCUCCAGAGAACCUUACAAGAGUCAACCUGAAAAGACUUGUCUCCGGAAAAGGGAUCCUGAAAGGAGGGCCAAAUCCCCAACACCAGAUGAUUCUGAGAGAAUUGGGCUUGAUGUGGAUAGACGCGCAAGCAGAUCUAGCCAAUCUUCUAAGGAAGAAGUGAACUCUGAAGAAUAUGGUUCCGACCGUGAGACUGGCAGCAGUGGUUCUUCUGAUGAGCAAGGUAACAACACGGAGAAUGAGGAGGAAGGAGUGGAAGAAGAUGUGGAGGAAGAUGAAGAGGUAGAAGAAGAUGCAGAGGAAGAUGAAGAGGUGGAUGAAGAUGGAGAGGAGGAGGAGGAAGAGGAGGAGGAGGAAGAAGAAGAAGAAGAAUAUGAACAGGAUGAGAGAGACCAGAAGGAGGAGGGAAAUGAUUAUGACACUCGAAGUGAGGCUAGCGACUCGGAUUCUGAAUCUGUAUCCUUCACAGAUGGAUCUGUCAGAUCUGGUUCAGGCACAGAUGGAUCAGAUGAGAAAAAGAAGGAAAGGAAGAGAGCUAGAGGCAUAUCUCCAAUUGUUUUUGAUAGAAGUGGAAGCUCUGCAUCAGAGUCAUAUGCAGGUUCAGAAAAGAAGCAUGAGAAAUUAUCAUCUUCCGUUCGUGCUGUCCGAAAAGAUCAAACCAGUAAACUCAAAUAUGUCCUUCAGGAUGCAAGAUUUUUCCUCAUAAAGAGUAACAACCAUGAGAAUGUGUCUCUUGCCAAAGCUAAGGGUGUAUGGUCCACGCUACCUGUAAAUGAGAAGAAAUUAAACGCUGCAUUCAGAUCUGCAAGGAGUGUUAUCUUAAUAUUUUCUGUAAGAGAGAGUGGAAAAUUUCAGGGGUUUGCAAGACUUUCUUCAGAAUCACAUCAUGGAGGAUCUCCUAUACACUGGGUGCUUCCAGCAGGAAUGAAUGCUAAAAUGCUGGGAGGAGUCUUUAAAAUUGACUGGAUUUGCAGGCGUGAAUUACCCUUCACUAAGUCGGCUCAUCUCACCAAUCCUUGGAAUGAACAUAAGCCAGUAAAGAUCGGACGUGAUGGACAGGAAAUUGAACUUGAAUGUGGAACCCAGCUUUGUCUUCUAUUUCCCCCGGAUGAAAGUAUUGACUUGUAUCAGGUCAUUCAUAAAAUGCGUCACAAGAGAAGAAUGCAUUCUCAGCCCCGAUCAAGAGGACGUCCAUCCCGUCGAGAACCAGUCCGGGAUGUGGGAAGGCGUCGACCAGAAGAUUAUGAUAUUCAUAACAGCAGAAAGAAACCAAGGAUUGACUAUCCCCCUGAGUUUCACCAGAGACCAGGGUAUUUAAAGGAUCCACGAUACCAGGAAGUAGACAGUUUCACAAAUCUUAUUCCCAACAGACGAUUUUCAGGAGUUCGCCGAGAUGUGUUUUUAAAUGGGUCCUACAAUGAUUAUGUGAGGGAAUUUCAUAACAUGGGACCACCACCACCUUGGCAAGGAAUGCCCCCUUAUCCAGGAAUGGAACAACCUCCACAUCAUCCGUACUAUCAGCAUCAUGCUCCACCUCCUCAAGCCCAUCCCCCUUACUCAGGACAUCAUCCAGUACCACAUGAAGCAAGAUACAGAGAUAAACGAGUACAUGAUUAUGACAUGAGGGUGGAUGAUUUUCUUCGUCGCACCCAAGCGGUUGUCAGUGGCCGGAGAAGUAGACCCCGUGAAAGAGAUCGGGAACGAGAGCGAGACCGCCCCAGAGAUAACAGAAGAGACAGAGAGCGAGAUAGAGGCCGAGACAGAGAGAGAGAAAGAGAGCGAUUAUGUGAUCGGGACAGAGACCGAGGGGAGAGAGGUCGAUAUCGAAGAUAAUGCGCUUUUGAAAGCACUGAUUGUUUAAAGAUAAAAAAAAAAAAUCUUUUUUUUUUCCCUUGGUGUGUGUUUACAAGUAGUAAAUUUAUUUUCAGCUAUCUACUUAAAGUUCAUUGUGUAGAAGGAUUUAUUAUGACCCUCUUUGUUCCAAGCAUGCGGUAUACUAAGAACUGGAAAAACUCAAAUCCGCCAAAAAUGCGCAGUUGACAAUUGAGUUGACACUUACUGGGGCAGAAUGGAACAGUCCAAGAAUGUAGAUAUUGAUUCAUUCUUCCUAUGUUCAUCUACUUACAGUGUGUUCAUCCUAGGGUUAUUCUUUGUUUUCUUUCUUUUGGAUCUUGAUUGAUAACUGCCAUGACAUUUUGCUUUGAUGUGUUUCUACAUGUAGUUGCACACGGUUCAGUAAAAUAAUGCUGCUAUCAAGUAUGCAAAUAUUGAAGUAUGAUGGUUCGACUGGCAGUGUUGUAGCAGCCUCUUGGUUUCUCCCUUCCUUCUCCCUUUUUUUAAACUUAACAACAUCACUUUUUAUUUUUCUUCAGUCUUCAAUGAUGAGAGCAAUAUGAAGAAGACAUUGCUAUCUAAUUUUAAACCUUUUUGAAAAAUAAACAAUUCUUAUGUUCAGUAGCAUGGUUGAUGCUUUUGUUUAGCCUUCCCCUCCAAACUGUAUACAUUGGCUUGGAAUGUUCACAACUUGAGUGUGUGGCAGCGGAAGAUUCCCAUAUUCUACAUUGCUACUGUUUUGUAUAAAAUAAAUUGGUAAAGAUAGAUACUUUUUUGUUGUAUUUUUUUUUUUUGGUCUGGUUGCAGAUUUGUUUAUUAGGUGUUAGUAGGCAUAAAUGAAUGUUAAUCAUUUUAAGAAUCCCAUUUGCCUUUUUUCCUAAAGCAACCUAAGCCAAUGAUAUUAAAAGCUUAUUGCUAUUUUUAUUAUAAGAACUGAUGAUAUACAAUUGAAUUACUGUAUUUUUACGCAAAUAACGUACAUCUUCUACAUUUAUUUUCCAAACGCUCCUUCCCCCAGCAAGAUAUUUUUGUAAGUGUGCUAUGCUAAUUUUUUUACAGCAACAUACUAAAAAAAAAAUUGGCAUAGUGGCGCUAAUGAAAAUACCUAGCAGGGGGAGGGAGCAGUAAUAGACUUAAAAAACCAACCCUUUUGUAGUCAGUUUUCUAUUUUAAAGUUAACUGUCAGUUCCUCCCAAUAAUAACAAACUGCAACAUAGAAGUAGAGUCACCCAGGAAAACAGAGUUCAUGAAAGAGCUUUUUAUUUUUCAUUUUCUUGAGUUGUAUCUGAAAUAUUGGCCUUUAUAAAGUUGAAUAUGUAAACAUUUGGGAGAAUCUGAAUGACCACCUGUUCUUACAAUGUAUGUUUUUAUACGGUGUCAUAUUUACAGUUUUACUGAGCACCAAAUCUUGAGUCAUAGUUUUACAUUUAAUCUGUAUUUAUAGGACUGGAUGAGAAACACAGGAACAUCACUCUUGAAAGAUAUUUAAACUGUAAUUUGACUGGCUUCAUACUUUUACCAGUUUUUAGAAAAGUUUUUCCAUGUAUUCCCAAUGAAUAGUUUUAUUUUACUUAUUUUAGAAAAAAGUCCUAAGGAUCUAUGCAGUCUGGUAUAGAGGAGAGAACAUUAAACAGAAUGUUAAAAAACCUGGAUUCUAGUUUCAGUAUUGCCUUUAAUCAAACUAAAAACAGUUGAUGAUACAAGUAAGUCUCUUCACGGGCAUUUUGUUUGUGUAUAUGAGUAAGUUAGCCAAGUUAAUAUCUAAGGUUCUUUUCAAGUUCUUAAACUGAAGUAUAUCUAAGAUUUACAGAGAAUCACUAAAAAUGUUAUUUUUAAGAAAUGACCAGUUACAUAAAACUUAGUAGGUAAUACUAAAGUUGUUUUCCUGAAAUAAUAGUAAAGUUAUAAAUUACAUUGUGCACUUGGUACAUAACAAAGACUUUUGCACUUCCAUGUAUUAACCUCUUUCAUCCUCACAUAACAUCCUAAUUAUCCCUGUUUUUUAUAGAUGGGGAAUGAGGUCCAUAAAGGCUAGAAACUUGCCCAAGAUUGCAAAGGUUGAAAUUGGUAACAGCCAAGAUUCGAGCCAGGAUGUCUUAACAGCUCCACUUAACCCACUGUACUAUACACAGCAUCUUGUUCAUUGAGUUCAGUUGUCCCUCAUCCUCAAGGAUUGGUUCUGGGAGCCCUGGGGAGACCAAAAUCCAUGAAUGUUCAAGUUGCUUAUAUAAAAUUGAAUAGUAUUUGCGUAUAACUGACACACAUCCUCUGGUAUACUUUAAAUCAUCUGUAGAUUAUUUAUACCUAAUACAGUGUAAAUGCUAUGUGAAGUGGAAGACUUGAUCUGGAAGGUAGCCUUUCUCUUCUCUGAGUUUCUUGAGCUCUUCUGGGAGCGCUGAUGCUGCCUGCGCAUCAGUCAAUGCCGAUUCUCCCGUGAUCUUGGAAGUUCUUCAGGCUGUAGAGCUUUAGGUAGCUAGCCAGCCAUCCCUUACAAGCUUUCAACUCCUUCCUCUCACUGUCCUCUACCCUUUCACACUUAGCCUUUGAGAGAUUGAUUUGACUGCUUAAUUGUUUUUUAGGAGCCACUUCUUCACAGAAACAAAGGGUGUAUGCAACACAAAUAGUGAAUGAACAAUGGUGCACACAACACAAAUAGCAAACGAACAAGACACAAGGCAAACAGUGUUCAGUGAGUGCUGGAGAGAGAAUGAGGAUCUGUGAAAUGGCGGGAGGCUAUAGCAGGGAAUGUCUACACAUCACUACAUUCACCUAGUGCUUGAUGUGCAGUGUAUUUUUUUGCUUUUUGCAAGCUUCUUCCUGAAUAUGAUCCAGGUUUGGUUCAAUCUGUGGAUGUGGAACCCACUGAUACGGAGGGCUGUAGAAUUAAUAAGGUGUCUCAAGACUAAUCAGGAAGCAUUUGAGAGAACUGAGAUACAAUCAUCGUUUUCCAUAAUUGUGAAAGUACCAUGUUGUGAGCUUUAGUGUCUAUCCUAGAAUUGCAAAUGAAAAUACCAAUUUCAUUUAAUAACAUGUUUUUAUUCAAUUUAUUUUUUCCUAAGGAGCCACUUUAUCUUUUUUUGGGAAGAAAAAAUAUAGAUCAGUGUUUAAAAUGGUGCUGAAUUUUACUGGGAGUUUUAAACAUUCACAUAUCCUUCAAGAUAUCCUCAUUAAGCAGAGGGUUUUCCUAAGGUGUCCAAUUACUUAAAUGUCACUUACGCUUUGUAUUCUGUGUAUUAAGGCAUGUCACUUAAGCUUUGUAUUCUGUGUAUUAAGGAGCUAAGUAUGCAGUUAAUCUUAAAAAAAACUUAGCCUUUAUUGAGUCUUUACAAAGUGUCAGGCCUUAUUCUAAGUACUGGUGGUGGUCAUUUAAUCCUCACUUUAACUUGUUUCCCUGCUUCCAUUUUUUUAAAUGAAAAAACUGACAGGAAGAUGAUGUAUAAGAUUGAAAGUUUUUUUUUUUUCUGCACACCAGAGUCAAAAUAAUAUUGAUACAUA
Messenger RNA from Trichechus manatus latirostris (Florida manatee), 6073 nucleotides. RefSeq names its product YTH N6-methyladenosine RNA binding protein C1 (gene YTHDC1). Gene Ontology annotation, molecular function: N6-methyladenosine-containing RNA reader activity; mRNA binding. Gene Ontology annotation, cellular component: nucleoplasm. Gene Ontology annotation, biological process: mRNA splicing, via spliceosome; regulation of alternative mRNA splicing, via spliceosome. NCBI's taxonomy places the organism in Eukaryota, Metazoa, Chordata, Mammalia, Sirenia, Trichechidae. The transcript is spliced from 17 exons. Bases 386 to 2578 code for a protein of 730 amino acids. The record is from RefSeq and is a predicted model, not a curated record.